AUACUUUAUUUGUCAUGACAACAAGUUUCACAAACUUAGUUUUCAGACUUUUGAUCAGCACCACAAAUGUGCAACUAUGAGGUACUGAUAAUUUUGUGCAGAUAAUCAGUAUGGAAGAAAUUGGAAGCAGAAGUUGAACAAUAAUAGUAACUAUGAAGAGUGAGAGUGGAAAAAGUACCCCUAUUGAAGAUAGUUCACAUACAAAGAAUACUCGUGAGCGUAAUAAAAGUCAAGUUGGACGCAAACGAAGAUCACUAAAUGAGAAACCAAUCGAUAAAGGUGUAGCUGAUCGUUCUGGUGCAGCAUCAUCCGCCUCAUCGAUGAAAGAACAUCAACAACCACUGGAUAUAUUCACUCAAGAUAAAUUGAUGUCUGAAUGUGUACCGAUAUUUUUAUCGAAACCAACACAACAGAUAUUCAAUAUUGUAACAGAUGAACAAGUUACGAAAGAGUCACCCAUAACUUUAUUGAAUAAAUCAGAUAUCUUGAAAGAUUUACAACUGCGUGCAGCUGUAUCAGAUUUUAGUGUACAAAAAAAUGCAUUAAAACAAUAUCCCGGUUCUGAUAUUUUAUUAAUCUAUGAUGCAGAUUAUAAGUUUGGUCAAAAUUUUAUCAUUGUAUUGUCUGAAGAGACGAAGUCAUUGAUACUGAAUCCAGUCAAAGAAACAGCUGAUCAUCAUUCAGAAGAUAUGGAUCAUGAAGAGAUGGAAGAGGGUGAAGAAGAUGAAAUUGAAGAAGUCAGUGAUUCAGUAACACUAUUUAAAUCGACACCAGUAAGAGUAUGGGCUGAUUUAGGUUCAGAAAGAGAAAUCACUGAAAUGAAUGCUUUUGAAACACGUCCUAAAGUUUAUACAAUCUUUCAAAGACCACGUAGGGAAUUUGGUGGUCCACUGAAUUUAAAAGAUGAAAAUGCCACAAAGAAAGGUGGUUCUGAACACAUUCAUCAUUACGAAGAUAAAUCAUUCAAUGUGCCCAUUUUAGAAUUGGACAAAUCAGUUACAAAUGCAGAAACAACUUGUGAUAAAGGAACAAAUACAGACUGGAAAUAUCCACGGAAUGCAUUUACUCAGUAUACACCCAGAGUGUUUACACUUGAUGAACUACAAGCCUACUAUACAACAACUAGUACAUUAUGUAAUAUAUCUAAAUUAUAUACAGUCUUUGAACAGGGGUUACUACAGAAUGCAAUGUACAACUUUUUGUCAAAUGAUUAUGAAAAUUUAUCAUUUGGUGAUGAAACUUAUGAUACAAAAGCUGAUAAUGUUUUCAAAGAAUUUCUAUCAUUUACUGAUUUAAAAUUCAGUAAAGACAAAGCUAUAACAAUGAUACAAUCACAUCCAACAAUUAAAAGUAUUGUAGCCACAUCAGUUGGUGAACGUUUAAUUUAUGAUCAACGUGUUGAUCAAGCUUCACGUAUAUUACUUCAACCAACACAUAUUAUAUUAUGGAGUUUCAAUGAUCCAUUGAAACCUCAACUAUUGUUAAAUGCACCUGAUGAUAUUAUUUGUUUUCAGUUCAAUCCAACAAAUCCUAAUUAUAUUGCUGGUGGUUGUGUAAAUGGACAAGUUGUUUUAUGGGAUAUUGAAAAACAUGUUGAUGAUUUGAUGAAUGUUAAAAUGAAAUUGAAAAGUAAAAAUAAGAUCCCAUUAUUUGUAUUCAGUGAAAGUGAAUUACAUAAAGUAGCUAUAUCACCAUAUUCUGCUCUAAGUAAUAUAGAAUCUUCUCAUAGUUCACCAAUUAUGGAUAUAAAAUGGAUACCAGAUCAUUUAGAAAUUAAUCGUUUAGGUUAUUGUUUCGAGAAUUCUACACAAAAGUCUAUUCAAUUAAUGACAUGCGGUUUAAAUGGUGAAAUAUUACUAUGGGAUAUAAGAUCGGAUAAAUCACCAUUAGCCAUAGAUAAGACAAGUGAUCUUAUUCAACCAGCUAUGAAUGUACCAAGAACAUUUUCUGCAUUGGAUAUGAAGUGGAAACCAUUAUUAAGAAUACAUUUAUUUAAAACUGAUCCAGGUAGUAAUUAUGCACUGACUAAAUUUAGUAUACGAGAAAUGCAGGGUGAUCGCAAGAUACUUUUCUCUUCGACUAAAGAUAAAAAUACCAAUAUAGUUGACAGUACAAAUAAAUCACAUCCUCUUCCAAACGCUAACACACAUAUUUUUGCUGGAACAGAAGAUGGUGACAUAGUAUACGUUGACUGGAUACCUCAUAAAGACCAAGAUACCGGAAAGAUGCAAACACCUAAACCAGAAUUUUGUGCUUCAAGACAUGAUGGUCCAAUAAAUUAUCUCGGUCGGUCACCUUUUGAUGCGUCUUUGAUAUUAGCUAUCGGUGGGUGGAUAUGGACAAUGUGGAAAGAAGGAAAUAACAAUGGACCCAUUAUUGAAUCUGGUCAUGCUAUCAAACCAUUAACAGGUGGAAGUUGGUCUCCUACUCGUCCAUCUGUAUUCUAUGUAUGUCGUGUAGAUGGUAGUCUGGAGGUUUGGGAUUUAAUUGAUAAAACUCAUGAGCCUGUUAUGAUUCAGUCUGUAUCUGCUCAUCCACUUACAGCUCUGUCUGUAUGGGAUACGCCAAGACGCCAAUUUAUAGCUACUGGAGAUACUCAAGGCACUUUACAACUAUUAAUUGUACCUCGACGUCUGAAAACGGCAUUACCAUCAGAAUUGAAAAGUUUUGAUGAAUAUAUUUCACGUGAAGUAAGAAGAAGAGAUUUUGUAAUAAUGCGCUGGAAUCAGAGAGAACAAGAAAGAAUUGAACAAGAAUCUGAAAAUAAAAGAAAAGCUGGUGUAGCACCAGCUGUUACAUUGACCGAAGAAGAAAUUAUCCAGAAAGAAAAGUUGGAAUAUGAAAAAUACCUCUCAGAUGAACAUGCUUUCUUGAGAUCUUUGGGAUUGUUGGAAGAGAAUGAUUGAAAUGAAUAUAAACAUAGCUGAAAACUUCAGCAUACUGUAUAAGACAAGUCUUUCAAAUAAACACAUAUAUAUAGGUGUAAGAGUUUUGUAGCUGUAUACCGAAAUUAAAAUUUCCCAGUGUCCCUAUUAUUAUUAACCAGUUUUAUUACGAGUUAUUGAUGUGCUAAAAUAAAAUGCUUAAACUAGUUUAAGUGCUUCCCUUUGUUUAGCUGCGUUGUAUAUACUAUCUGAAUAUAAGUGAAUGUUGUUC
Messenger RNA from Heterobilharzia americana, 3156 nucleotides. The record is from the annotation of a GenBank genome assembly. Lineage: Eukaryota; Metazoa; Platyhelminthes; Trematoda; Strigeidida; Schistosomatidae.